CGCCCCGCCCCUGAUCCUCUGCAGGGCGGGGUCUGCGCUUGCGCGGAGCGGAGACAAGAUGGCGCUGACCAGGGCAACGGUGCUGCUGCGGGCGGCGGCCGGCGGCCUGCGGGGCCCGGGGCGGCCGCUGUGGGCCUGGGACACCCCCCGGCUCUGCAGCACCCAGGCAGCACCCAAGGACCCCCCCGCCCCCCCGUCCCCCUACCAGGAGCGGCCCUGGGAGUACCUGGAGAGCGAAGAGUAUCGCAUCACCUACGGCGACAAACCCGUCUGGCUGGGCUACCGCCGCAACCACAAAGGCGCCGUUCCGCCCCAGCGCACCCGCAAGGCCUGUUUGCGCAAGGGGAAGCCGGUGGGAAACCCCUGCCCCAUCUGCCGCGACCGCAACCUCCACGUGGAUUUUCGGAAUGUGAAGCUCCUGGACCAGUUCAUCUGCCCCCACUCAGGCGUCAUCUUGCACCCCACGCACACAGGGGUCUGUAUGAAGCAGCACAAGCUCCUGGCCUCGGCCAUCGCGCAGGCGCAGGACCACGGUCUCCUGUGGCUGCGGGUCCCCUACGUACCCACCCCCCGAGACGACUUCUCCAACCGACACCCGGCCGUCGGGAAAACCCCGCCAGCGCCCGCCCUGGCCCCCGGCCGCCAUUGGUACCCCUGGUACGAGUGGCAGCCUCCUCCCGCCGCCGCCGUCGCCCGCAUCCGCCGCCUCUACAAGGAUUACCUGAAGGAGGAAGCAGCCCCAGCGGUGACGGGAACUCCCCCCGACACCCCUCCAACCCCCUGUGUGGAGAACAAGGGGGAAUAAAAAGCGUUUACGGCCCCGAAUUUGGCGUUUUUCUUCU
Molecule: messenger RNA, 842 nt
Organism: Grus americana (Whooping crane)
Lineage: Eukaryota; Metazoa; Chordata; Aves; Gruiformes; Gruidae
Gene: MRPS18B
Product: mitochondrial ribosomal protein S18B
Exons: 7
Coding region: 59-805 (248 amino acids)
Biological process (GO): mitochondrial translation
Cellular component (GO): mitochondrion; ribosome
Molecular function (GO): structural constituent of ribosome
Source: RefSeq, a predicted model, not a curated record